CCUCUUUGUGCCAAUGCAUGCGCCGCAAGCAAACCUGACCCCUCCGGAGGACUGCAGUGGCCUGACCCGACUGCAGAAGGACGGCAACCCGGGAAUGAGCUCCUUCAUGUUUGCGGCAGGGGUGGUGGGCAACGUGGCAGCCCUGGCCAUCCUGGGCUUCCACCGGAAGGAGCUGCGGACCAAGAGCUCGGCCUUCUGCAUCCUGGUGACUGGCCUGGCCAUCACGGACCUGCUGGGCACCUGCGUGGUCAGCCCCGUGGUCUUUGUGGCCUAUUCGCGAAACGCCACCGUUCUGGGCCUGGCGGACGGAGGGCACUGGCUGUGCGACCUCUUUGCCUUCUCGAUGAUGUAUUUCAGCCAAGCAGCCAUGCUCAUCCUCUGCACCAUGGCGGUGGAACGGUGCCUAGCUAUCACCUACCCCUACUUCUACUCGCAGCACAACAUCCGCCGGUGGGCCAAGCUCUCUCUGCCCGCCACCUACGCCUUCAGCGCCCUCUUCUGCACUCUGCCCUUCCUGGGUGUCGGGCAGUACAAGCAGUACUGCCCGGGCACCUGGUGCUUUGUCCAGAUGGACGUGGAGCUGGCGGGGGGCGGCCGCGGCAAGGCCGCCUUCUCGCUGUCCUACGCCACGCUGAUGGCGCUGCUGAUCCUGGCCAUCUUCGUGUGCAACGGCCUGGUCAUCAUCAGCCUCUGCCAGAUGUACCGAAAGCAGAGGGCUCGCCGGCGAGGCUCUAUCAACGUGGCCCAGCAGCGGCGGCGCAAGAGCUGGCUCGGCCAAGGCGAGGAGGAGGUGGACCACCUCAUCUUGCUGGCCCUCAUGACGGUCAUCUUCGUCAUCUGCUCUUUGCCCCUCACGCUAUGGGGCCUUCCUAGAACAAGUGUUGCCCCCGCCCCUCCGAAACUUUUGGGUUUGCCAGCCGCGUCCAGGCCCAACCCAGCCGUGCCAAAACCCGGCCUCGAAGCUCUCACCCCGCCGCCUCGCAACCCGCCCACGCUGCAGAAGUGA
Messenger RNA from Lacerta agilis (Sand lizard), 1006 nucleotides. RefSeq names its product prostaglandin I2 receptor (gene PTGIR). Gene Ontology annotation, molecular function: prostacyclin receptor activity. The transcript has 2 exons. Bases 14 to 1006 code for a protein of 330 amino acids. Gene Ontology annotation, biological process: adenylate cyclase-activating G protein-coupled receptor signaling pathway; negative regulation of smooth muscle cell proliferation; positive regulation of cytosolic calcium ion concentration. The record is from RefSeq and is a predicted model, not a curated record. Lineage: Eukaryota; Metazoa; Chordata; Lepidosauria; Squamata; Lacertidae. Gene Ontology annotation, cellular component: plasma membrane.